Mauremys reevesii (Reeves's turtle) is the source of this 2525-nucleotide messenger RNA. RefSeq names its product methylsterol monooxygenase 1 (gene MSMO1). The record is from RefSeq and is a predicted model, not a curated record. Gene Ontology annotation, biological process: sterol biosynthetic process. NCBI's taxonomy places the organism in Eukaryota, Metazoa, Chordata, Testudines, Geoemydidae. Bases 775 to 1668 code for a protein of 297 amino acids. Gene Ontology annotation, molecular function: C-4 methylsterol oxidase activity; iron ion binding. The transcript is spliced from 6 exons.
AGGCGCUCCCACAGCGCGUAGGGAAAAUCACCUCGGCCGGGUGCUCCAGAACGAGUCCUCCCGCCACGGCCCCGCUCCCGGGCACCGGGAAGGUUUGCGCUCGGCUCGCGUGGGGCGGGACCUGGGCCUGUUCCUUUCUGCCCCCACCGCCUUCUCGCAGCCCUGCUGUUACGGGCUGGUCGGGCCCCUGCCCGAGCCACAAGGCGCGCACCAAACGCGCGGUCUUCCCCUAACGCCAUUUUCUCCCACGUUGAAAGCGAAGCGUCUAACAAGCCCGUCCAUCCCCCGAGGCGCUUAGGAAAGUGAUGAUGGGAAAAGUAACCAUGGUAACGGCCCCGCCUCUCCUUCCCACCUGGGGCGAACCCCUCAGCCCGUCUCCUUCUAAUGGCGUCGUCACCUGGGCUUCCUCGCUCCUCAUUGGCUGCGCUCCGAGAUCUCACUAUGCUCACUCCAUCCCUUCUGCCAAUCAUCAUCUGGUGGGCCGUUCUGUCCCCCCCCAUCCGCCCCACGCCUGACGGGGACCGGUUCCCGCCGGAGAGCCAAUCACAGCGGCGCAGGGGUGUUGUGCGGCCAAUAGGAGAGCGCACGUCAGGAACUGGAGUCGCGAGCUGGUGCUGCUGCUGUUGUUGAUGAGUGAGAAGCGGGUGACGGUGCUGCUGGUGCCGCGGCUGAGGUGUGUGAGUGAGUGAGGGGCAGGCGCAGGUGCUGUCGCUGUGCAGGCUGUUUCUAGAAUUCUGCAGAGAAACUGCAAGUGUGAAGUGUUAUAUUUGAACAAUGGCAGUGAAUGAGAGUAUUGACAUCCUGAAUUCAGCUUAUCUGGCUGUGGAAUACAUCGACUCUUUCUUGCCUGACAAUCCACUGCAGCAACCAUUUAAAAAUGCUUGGAACUAUAUGCUGGACAAUUACACCAAAUUCCAGAUUGCAACAUGGGGAUCACUCAUAGUUCAUGAACUUUCCUACUUUUUGCUCUGUCUACCUGGAUUUAUAUUUCAGUUUAUACCUUAUAUGCGAAAGUAUAAAAUUCAGCAGGAUAAACCAGAAACGUGGGAGAAGCAGUGGAAGUGUUUAAAAACACUUCUCUUCAAUCACUUCUGUGUUCAGCUUCCUCUGAUAUGUGGUACCUACUAUUUCAUAGAGUACUUCAGUAUCCCUUACGACUGGGAAAGGAUGCCAAGAUGGUACGUGCUACUUGUCCGGUGUUUUGGAUGUGCAGUGAUUGAGGAUGCCUGGCACUAUUUCCUGCAUAGACUCUUGCAUCACAAGAGAAUAUACAAGUACAUCCAUAAAGUUCAUCAUGAGUUCAUAACUCCAUUUGGGAUGCAAGCAGAGUAUGCACAUCCACUGGAAACGCUUAUCCUUGGAGCUGGUUUUUUCAUUGGCAUUAUUGUGUUCUGUAACCAUAUGAUUUUUCUGUGGGCCUGGCUAAUAUGUCGCUUAAUGGAAACCAUUGAUGUACACAGUGGCUACGAUAUUCCUCUGAACCCCCUGCAUCUAGUGCCCUUCUAUGCCGGGGCUCGUUUUCAUGAUUUCCAUCACAUGAACUUCAUUGGCAACUAUGCUUCAACCUUCACAUGGUGGGACAGAAUCUUUGGUACAGACUAUCAAUAUGUUUCAUACCAAGAGAAAGAGAAGAAUCAAGAACUGUUAACAGAAAAGAAGUCCAACUAAAUAUCCCAUUUAACCUCCUACAGACAAACUGCUUCCAUCUUUCUUUUGGGCUCAAACUGGUAACUAACACCCGAUCACAAAUUAAAGCAAUAUUUUGCUUUUCUUAAAAGCAAAAGUUAAGCAUAUACCUUGUCCCUUGGCUACUAAGUGGUAGGGAAAAUUCUUACUACAAUGUAAUUAUCUACUUAGUGGGAAUGCUUUUCUAUUUUAUACACAACUCUAAAGUAUAUAUGCAGAACUUUAAAGAUUAAUUUAAUUUAAAAAUUACAUAGGUGACUUGAAAGUUUUUAUCAUCUGUUGCAAGAAUUUUAUUAAAAUUUUUAAAGUAUCUAUAAUGCUACCCUAUUUGGAUUCAGGUAGAAUUAUGUACAUUAUAAUUAUAUACACUGAAAUUGGACUUCAUUUAAAAUAUAUAUAUAUAUAUAUAUAUAUAUAUAUAUACACACACAUUUAAAUUUGUAAUACAAAUACAGCAACCCCAUUAAAACUGUGGUACUGGCACUACACUUAAACCUUGAGCAAAUGGGAAGAAUUUGCUUUAGAAACCAAAAUACCAUCAGUUGAUAAGGAGCAUGGACCAGCCAUUUGCACACUGAAUAAUGCAAACGAUUAAUUCCAGAAGAGCGGGCUAUAUGUUCAGAAACAUUCCCCAUGUGGGUGGUGUACAUUUUAGCUAGGGUUAGAAAAAGGGUGGUUUUGUUUUUACUUUAGAAGCCUUUUUUGCUGCUCUUCAAGUUACUUUGUCAGUGUUCUUAGUAUUUACAUUACGUUUCUUUGCUGUGUUGUAAUUUGCUAAACUGACUUGUUGCUAGAUUUGCACUUGUGGAUUACAAAAUACAAUAAAUGUGUUGAUUUGA